Colletotrichum destructivum is the source of this 841-nucleotide messenger RNA. RefSeq lists its product as uncharacterized. The transcript has 2 exons. The record is from RefSeq and is a predicted model, not a curated record. Bases 383 to 841 code for a protein of 152 amino acids. Lineage: Eukaryota; Fungi; Ascomycota; Sordariomycetes; Glomerellales; Glomerellaceae.
CAGGAACAGCAGCAACAGCAACCGCAACGCUCUGUCAGCUCCACCCAUCGGCCACUCGGGUCGCUCUGCGCCCCCCUCCUAGGUGGAACUACUGUUUCCCGUGCCAGGGAAGUGAACUAACUCUCCCUUCUGUCUCUCUCGAGGCGAGGCUCGCGUGGGUGGGUGCGAGGGGGGAAGAGGACCCUGGAGAUCUCGAUCGCACUCUGCCCGCCCCUCCGGCUGUCAGUGUCACUGGCAACAUGGCCAAAAGGCAUCAUCUGCAACGGUCAUGAUAAACAGGCUGUGAAAGGGAGACAGAUGCUUCCAGCAGGGAAACAGCGCUGAAAGACCCCAUCGCCAGCCCGACGACGACGUCAGCCUUCGUGUACACCACCCCAGAACAAUGGCCAUCAUGCACGUAAGGAAACACCCUUACCUUAAUCUUCCCUCUCUGGACAUUUGCCCUGUCGACUAUCCAUCCUCAACACCCGAAGUUGGACGGCUUCGACGACAUCUUGGUUUCAACCUUUGGUCUGGUGCCUCGGCGCAGAUUGACAGGCUUGGGUGCCGUGCAUCUCGACGUUGUCCAUCCAGAUUCACCAUCCGCUGUCCAUCGCACGAGACUCAAGACGAAGGAUGCCCGUCUUUCAAGGUUAUCAACCAUGGUUUCCGAACAACCCUUAACAGACGAGCCGCGGCAGCCUGCUGGAGCGCACCAUUGUCAGAUCUCAUGCUAGAUGAUGACGGCGUCCGCGCCAGAAUCAGAAAACCGCCGUCCCAGCUCCUGGCAGAUGAUCGCGAUGAAGGCGCUCGCCUCCGACGUUCCAUGGCCUCAUCGAACCGUUGGCUACCCGCAACUUAG